AUGGCAGAUGGUGAACGAAGUUAUCCAACACUUCGGCGUCAGCGUAUCAAUAUUCAAAGGGUACAACACAUUGUUCUCAUUUGGUUAGAUAGCAAUAUUGAUAAAAACAGCGAAGAUUGUCAAGAUACGAUGAGGAAACUUCAGCGUGCUGUUAAUAAUGUUCAUAUGUUUAUGGAUAGUGAUCAAUGCAUUGAAUUUAUUCAAACAAUUCAUGAAAAUAAAGUAUUCGUGAUUAUGCCGGGAUUUCUUGGUCAACAUAUUGUGCCAUGCGUUCACAAUAUCUCUCAAGUCGAUUCUAUUUUUAUUCUUUGUGGCAACGAAACACGACAUCAACGAUGGACAAAGGAUUGGCCGAAGGUCAAAGGUGUCUUUACGGAACUAACACCGAUUUGUGACGCAUUGAAACAAGUUGCUCAUCAAUGUGAACAAAAUGCUAUUUCGCUGACCUUUAUGACACCGAACAAAAAAUUAGAUCAAUUAGAUCCGUCUUUUAUGUACACGAUGAUUCUCAAAGACAUACUUUUAUGCAUGGACUUUGAAGAACAACAUCUCAAAGAAUUCCUUUGCUAUUGUCGCGAUAUUUUUGUCGACAACAAAGACGAACUGAGUCAUAUAGAAGAAUUGGAACAUCGGUAUGGCAGUAAGUCACCGAUUUGGUGGUAUACGUAUGAAUGCUUUCUAUAUCCUAUGCUCAAUCGUGCGCUACGAAUGAUGGAUGGAGAUAUUAUCUUGCGAAUUGCUUUCUUCAUAAGAGAUCUUCAUCAAAAUAUUGCAGAACUAAAUGCAGAGCAGUUUGAGGGUCGGUAUUGUCCAGCGUCGUUUAAAGUCUUUCGUGGUCAAGGUUUAUCGAAAACAGAUUUUGAACAAAUGUCAAAAAGUAAAGGCGGAUUAAUCUCAUUCAAUAACUUUCUAUCGACCAGUAAGAAACGUGAAGUUUCACUUAGUUUUGCUCAACAAGCUGCGGUAAAUCCAGAUUUGGUAGGAAUUCUUUUUAUUAUGGAAGUCAAUCCCAUUCAAUCAACAAUUCCAUUUGCUUCCAUUCGUGAUGUCAGUUACUUCAGCAUGGAAGAAGAAGUUUUAUUCUCGAUGAAUUCGGUGUUUCGAAUUCAUGACAUUCAACCAAUAAAUGAAAAGAAUCGACUAUUCGAAGUAGCUCUGACACUUACUAAUGAUGACGAUGAAGACCUAUCUGCACUCACUUACAGCAUUCGAGAUGAAAUUCCAUCAUGUGAAGGUGGAUGGAGACCAUUGGCCUUCAUAUUGGAGAAAAUGGGUCAAUUCGACAAAGCUGAAGAAGUCUAUCAAUUUAUAUUAAAAGAAACUGAGUACGAACUAGGCAAAGGAUCUCUACGUCAUGCACUUGGAAGAAUUAAAUUCGCUCAAGGAAAUUUUCAAGAAGCUAUCAUGUAUUAUGAAAAAGCAAUCAACAUCUAUCAAGCAGAAUUUUCUCCCUCUAGUCCUAAUUUAUUUGAUAUGUACAAUAAUAUCGGUAAAGCAUAUGGUGCAAUAGGUGAACAUUCAACAGCUCUUGAUUAUUUUCAAAAAGCUAUUCACAUUCGACAACAAUCAGGUCUUCUCGAUCAUCCAGACUUGGCUUCUUCCUACAAUAACAUUGGUACUGUGUAUUAUACUAUGGGCAAUUACUCCGAAGCUCUGGCAUCGCAUGAAAAGGCUCUCAGUAUUCGACAACAAUCACUACCGACGAACCAUCCUGAUUUAGCUGUGUCUUUUAACGAUGUCGGCUCAGUGUACGAAAGUAUGGCUGAGUACGCAAAGGCUCAUUCAUGUUUCGAGCGAGCUGUGGAGAUUGGACAACAUUCACUACCCUCGAAUCAUCCUAUGCUUCUAAAAUACAAGACGGAUCUCGAACGUUUGAAGCCAAAACUGUAA
Molecule: messenger RNA, 1890 nt
Organism: Adineta ricciae
Lineage: Eukaryota; Metazoa; Rotifera; Eurotatoria; Adinetida; Adinetidae
Source: the annotation of a GenBank genome assembly